AUGUCAAGCAAGAAGAAACACAAACGAAAACACAGCGACAACGAUGAAGACGACGACGUUUUCUACUACCGCUACUGCGCUUCGUCCUCAACCCCCAACACCACCACCGGCACCACAUCCAGUAAUCAACCCCAAUCAAAACCGAACAACAAAGGAUCAUCAAUAGGAGGAACAGGUGAACCCUUAGCACCAUCAAACUCCGAUCUCCAUACGCUCUUCUCUACUUUCGGCCGCAUCGCGCGUGUAACCGUUCUCAAAGACCGUCACGCGCGCCUAAGCCGCGGUGUCGCGUUUGUCCAAUUCGUUUCUCGUAAUGACGCCCAACGCGCCGUGGCGGAGAUGAAUAAGAAGAUUCUCAAUGGAAGGACUCUAACUGCUUCUAUUGCUGCUGAUAAUGGACGUGCUCCGGAGUUUAUUCGGAAGCGCGUGUACAAUACUGAGACUGCUUUGUGUUAUGAGUGUGGGGGGCAUGGUCAUUUGUCGUAUGAGUGUCCUAAGAAUCAGUUGGGGCCGAGGCCGCGGCCUCAGCCUAAGAAGCCGCGACGGGGAUUUAGUGGGCUGAGGGAUAGGGAUGGGGAGGAGGAAGGUGAUGAGGAGGAGGAGGAGGGUGGUCAGAUUGCUGCGGAGCAGUUUGACGAUAAUUGGGCUUUUAUUGUGGAUGAUGAAGCGGGUGAAAGGAAAAAACACAAACGAAAACACAGCGACAGCGAUGAAGACGACGACGUUUUCUACUACCGCUACUGCGCUUCGUCCUCAACCCCCAACACCACCACCGGCACCACAUCCAGUAAUCAACCCCAAUCAAAACCGAACAACAAAGGAUCAUCAAUAGGAGGAACAGGUGAACCCUUAGCACCAUCAAAAUCGAAGCUAUACGUUUCUAAUCUAGAUUACUCCCUAACAAACUCCGAUCUCCAUACGCUCUUCUCUACUUUCGGCCGCAUCGCGCGUGUAACCGUUCUCAAAGACCGUCACACGCGCCUAAGCCGCGGUGUCGCGUUUGUCCAAUUCGUUUCUCGUAAUGACGCCCAACGCGCCGUGGCGGAGAUGAAUAAGAAGAUUCUCAAUGGAAGGACUCUAACUACUUCUAUUGCUGCUGAUAAUGGACGUGCUCCGGAGUUUAUUCGGAAGCGCGUGUACAAUACUGAGACUGCUUUGUGUUUUGAGUGUGGGGGGCAUGGUCAUUUGUCGUACGAGUGUCCUAAGAAUCAGUUGGGGUCGAGGCCGCGGCCUCAGCCUAAGAAGCCGCGACGGGGAUUUAGUGGGCUGAGGGAUAGGGAUGGGGAGGAGGAAGGUGAUGAGGAGGAGGAGGAGGGUGGUCAGAUUGCUGCGGAGCAGUUUGACGAUAAUUGGGCUUCUAUUGUGGAUGAUGAAGCGGGUGAAAGGUUGCUGGGGAGAAACAUAAAUGAUGAUGAGGGUUUGGACAACAACAAGACGAAGAAGAAAGGGAAGAAAGCUGGGUAUUUCAGUGAUGAGAGUGAUCAUGAUGAUGAUGAUUGA
Lathyrus oleraceus (garden pea) is the source of this 1500-nucleotide messenger RNA. RefSeq names its product U11/U12 small nuclear ribonucleoprotein 31 kDa protein. The transcript has 2 exons. The coding region runs from base 1 to 1500 and encodes 499 amino acids. Gene Ontology annotation, molecular function: RNA binding; zinc ion binding. The record is from RefSeq and is a predicted model, not a curated record. Gene Ontology annotation, biological process: mRNA splicing, via spliceosome. Gene Ontology annotation, cellular component: U12-type spliceosomal complex. Lineage: Eukaryota; Viridiplantae; Streptophyta; Magnoliopsida; Fabales; Fabaceae.